This is a messenger RNA of Papaver somniferum (opium poppy), 1482 nucleotides long. RefSeq names its product cytoplasmic 60S subunit biogenesis factor REI1 homolog 2-like. Lineage: Eukaryota; Viridiplantae; Streptophyta; Magnoliopsida; Ranunculales; Papaveraceae. Bases 154 to 1296 code for a protein of 380 amino acids. The record is from RefSeq and is a predicted model, not a curated record. The transcript is spliced from 5 exons. Gene Ontology annotation, biological process: ribosomal large subunit biogenesis. Gene Ontology annotation, cellular component: preribosome, large subunit precursor. Gene Ontology annotation, molecular function: zinc ion binding; protein binding; nucleic acid binding.
GGUUUUAGGUCAGGAAAAAGGGUUUGGUUGAUUUUCAAUCGAAUCAUCUCGCAAAGAAGACGGUGAAGAAGAAGAAAUGGUAGCGCUCACAUGUAAUUCGUGUAAUUCAGAAUUUAAUGAUGAAUCUCAACAAAAACUUCAUUACAGAUCCGAAUGGCACCGUUACAAUCUCAAACGAAAGGUUUUAUUAUUUUCUCGGUGGCUGGAGUUCCUGGAGUGACUGAAACUUUGUUUUUAGCUAGGCAGUCUGCUCUAGCUCAAGAACAAAAGAAGGACAAUGUUACCCCAAUGUUAUAUAGCUGUGAGCUCUGUUCGAAGCAAUAUAGAAGCUCCAAGGCUCAUGAACAGCAUCUUACGUCAAAGAUGCACGCAGUGCGGGCUGCGAGCCCUGUUGAUGGAGAACCGCCAAGAACUUUGGGUGCUACAGUCAUUAGACCGCUGCCAAACCGGGUUGCAAACAAAGCUCCUGAAGAGGAGGUGGAAAGUGAAGAAAGUGAGGAUGAGUGGGUGGAAGUUGACGAGGAUGAAGAAAUGAUGGGCGAGGCCAACGGAGAUGUUACAGCCCCCGAUGAAAAGUCGGAUGAUGAUGACAUGGAAGUUGAUCCCGCCUGUUGUUUCAUUUGUGACAAGUUGCAUGAUUCCAUAGAGAGCUGCAUGGUUCACAUGCACAAACAGCAUGGAUUCUUCAUACCUGACAUUGAGUUCCUAAAGGAUCCCGAGGGUCUCCUUACUUAUCUUGGAAAAAAGGUAAACAGAGAUUUCAUGUGUUUAUAUUGCAACGAUAGGUGCCAGCCAUUUAAUAGCUUGGAAGCAGUGAGGAAACAUAUGGUCUCAAAAAGUCAUUGCAAAGUACGCUAUGGGGAUGGAGGUGAGGAUGAGGAAGCUGAACUGGAAGAUUUUUAUGAUUACAGCAGCAGUUACAUUGAUGAAGAUGGGAAACAAUUAGUUUCAUCUGAUGAUAUGAGCAACAUCGUCGAACUUGGAAGUGGCGGGUCUGAGCUUGUGAUAACAAGGAAAACAGACACGAAAACGUCUGUUAGAACUCUUGGAUCUAGAGAAUACCUGCGUUAUUAUCGUCAGAAACCACGCCCCUCUCCUACAAGGGAUAUAGCCCUUGCUAUUUCACUUGCCUCGAGGUACAAGAGCAUGGGCUUGGUAACAAGACAAUCAAAAGAACCUAUUGUGAGGUUGAAAGUUCUGAGACAGAUGAACAGGUCGGGAGUAGAACAUAUGCGUUCAAAGAUGGGUAUGAAAAGCAAUGUCAUCAGAAACCUUCCGAAUAAUGUCACACAUUGAUCUUGUGGUGAAGAAAGAACCUCAUGUUAUAACGUGUAUUGCUAUAGUAUAUGUAGUAGCAAAAAAUGGUGCUUUAUUUGCGUCCUUAUUGACUGUAUGAAUGGAAGGGUGUGAGUCUGUGAGAUAUUAUUACCUGGUACCAUUAUCUUAAUCGUCAGAAGAAUGGAUGCUUUUCCUUUUUGUUUA